Molecule: messenger RNA, 1355 nt
Organism: Siniperca chuatsi (mandarin fish)
Lineage: Eukaryota; Metazoa; Chordata; Actinopteri; Centrarchiformes; Sinipercidae
Gene: dydc2
Product: DPY30 domain containing 2
Exons: 8
Coding region: 193-1233 (346 amino acids)
Cellular component (GO): Set1C/COMPASS complex
Source: RefSeq, a predicted model, not a curated record
UCCUUACCUUUGUUUGGUUGCUGAACUGGCGAAUGAGUUGUUACAUUUAGCUUACGAUAUAAAUAAUACACAGUAAAAAUAGACCGACUUACUGUAGAGCUAAACAUUAACGUGAAAUAGAGCAAAGGAAACUUGUUUUCUGGGAAAGUUCCUGUUAACUGACGCUAACUGACAAGGGCGCAGGAAAAAAACAUGGACUCUGAGUAUCUGAAAAGACAUCUAGGAAAAUGUCUGGCAGACGGACUCGCUGAAGUGGCCGAGCAGCGCCCUGUAAACCCCAUCCUGUAUCUCGCCCACUGGCUUUACAAGUACAACGAAAAUGUACAAUACGAGACGGAGAAAAAGGCCAAUUUGGCACUUCUGGAGCAGGAGCAGGCGAAAGCCAGAGAAGAGGCGUUGCACCAGGAGAAGCUGAGGGAGGAGGAGCGAAAGAUCAGUGAGGCCUUGGAAGAGUCUAAAAAAAUCUCUGAGAAGGAGCCUGCAGGGUCUGAUGCACCCACGACAGCCACAACAGGACCUGCUGACGACAACAAACCCGUGACAGAAGAGAAACCAAGCGAUCCAGAUCCAGAAAACCAGCAGGGCACAGAUGAACACCAAACUGAAGCUCAGGAAAAUGACAUUGAACCGGAGGUGACGGUUACAGAUAAUCCACGGGAAUCCAGUCCAGACUCCCCUGAGAGAAAACCUUUGGAGGCCAGUAGGCCUUUCCUUUCUGAGGCCCUCAGCACUGAGGUCAAUGAGGAGUCUACAGAAAUGCCUGUUGAAAAACCCGAAGUGGAGCCGAGGAGCGAUGAAGCAGAAGAGAAAACAGAGGUGGAGCCUACUGACAGUAAUGUAGAAGAGAAAAUGGCAAACACCAAUCAAACAGAAGUGAAAGAAGUUGACCAAUUUGAGGAUAAGGUGGUUGAUCAAGCUGACGCGACUGAGUCUGAGCAGACUGAAGCAUUACACUCGACUCCCAGCCGAGACUCUGAUGACUUAAAAGCAGACAAAACAGAAGAGCUACACGACAAACAAAGCCCUCGUUCCCCUGCUGAAAUACAGGAGACAGACGGGCAACGCACAAGUGAGACCGCUGAUAGCUCGGCUCCAGUUGACAGUGACGUAACAGUAGAGGGGACAGUGUCGAACGAAAGACCUGUGACUUCACAGUUGGAACUUGAAAACUCUCCUCCUGACGUGGGAGACGUCCAGGAGAAGGAAGAAGAAAAAGAAGCAGAACAUAUGUGAUCAAUCAGUGUUGUUCGAUGAGCCACUGAUCCAACAUGAAGUUUAAAUAAUUGUAUAGCUUCAGUAUACAUGUAGUUUGGCGGCUAUAUAUGCAAAUACUAAACAAUAAACAUUUAUCACCA